Molecule: messenger RNA, 3066 nt
Organism: Symbiodinium natans
Lineage: Eukaryota; Dinophyceae; Suessiales; Symbiodiniaceae
Source: the annotation of a GenBank genome assembly
AUGGUGAAGCGAACACCGUCGAAAUCGAGCCGCACUCGAGCGCCCAGCUGGCAAAAGGACCUCUCCAUCAUCAAACGCCUGAGGGCGAAAGGAGACGCUCCCGUUGAUUUCAUCGGAUGUGAACGCCUGGCCGACGCGAAGGCUUCCAAAAAGACCUAUGAAUGGCAAUGCCUGGUGGCUGCCAUGCUGUCUUCGCAGACCCGAGACCAAGCCACCGCUGCGGCCAUGGGAGUUUUGCACAAGCACGGCAACAGGGUGGAGAACAUCGCCGCCACGACCGAGCCGAAGCUGGCGAAGCUGAUCAGCGCGGUUGGCUUCCACAAUGUGAAGGCUAAGACGCUGAAGGCUGCGGCGAAGGUCUGCCUGAGAGAUCACAAGGGGCGGAUUCCCCAAACGAUGGAUGGACUUCUCUCUUUGCCGGGCAUUGGCCCCAAGAUGGCACACUUGGUGAUGCACAGUGCAUUCAACCGCCCCACAGGCAUUUGUGUGGAUACCCACGUGCAUCGCAUCGCCAACAAGCUCCGGUGGGUGAAGAGCAGCACUCCCGAACAGACGCGGAAGAGCUUGGAAGCUUUGCUUCCCAAGAAGGAGUGGGCAGGGAUCAACGUCUUGCUUGUCGGACUCGGGCAGAUGCAACAGCAAGCUGCCGCUCAGCUACUCACGAGGGCCCUUAGCGUUCGCUGCAGGCUGGAGGCCGUGCGCCUCCUGCAACGGAUCGGCAUGUCUCUGUAUGCUGGCCAGAAUGUGGCCUUGGACAAGCUCGCGGCGGGAGACAAGCGCUUGCGGCUUGUGAAAAGACCCGUGGGAGCGAACCGUCCACGGGAGAGCUACUUCUACUUCAUGUCAGAACUCCACAGGGCGCCAAAUGCGAAGGAGCCGGGCAGAAAGUCGACGUCCACAAGCCAGGCAUCAGAGCGGGUGCCCCUGGACAAGCGGAGGUCUGGCCGGGAAGCUUCCACUUCGGCAGCUGGCUGCACCUCCGCGACCGGGCCUGCUUCAACCAGGCAGGCGUCUGCUCCUGCGCUGGAGGAGAAGCUGAAGAGGGCCAAAGCAACAGCAAGGGCCAGAGCCAAGGCACAUGCAACGCCAGAGGCAGGCAAGCGGACUGCCAAGGCGAAAGCUGCCUCCGCGAAGGAGAAGGAAAACGCGGCUGCUGGCGCAGCUCAGGCCCUUAGCCCGCCGGAGGAGGCAGCUGGGAAGGAGCAGGCGAGUGCCACUGGUUUUGAGUCGAGUGGCCAAGACUGUGUCUCCAUGCCGAUGUGUAUCCAGGAGAAGGAAAGCGCGGCUGCUGGCGCAGCUCAGGCCCUUAGCCCGCCGGAGGUGGCAGCUGGGAAGGAGCAGGCGAGUGCCACUGGUUUUGAGUCGAGUGGCCAAGACUGUGUCUCCAUGCCGAUGUGUAUCCAGGAGAAGGAAAGCGCGGCUGCUGGCGCAGCUCAGGCCCUUAGCCCGCCGGAGGAGGCAGCUGGGAAGGAGCAGGAGAAGGAAAUCGCGGCUGCUGGCGCAGCUCAGGCUAGUUUCAUCUUUAACGCCCUUAGCCCGCCGGCGGAGGCAGCUGUGAAGGAGCAGGCGAGUGCCACUGGUUUUGAGGCGAGUGGCCAAGACUGUGUCUCCAUGCCGAUGUGUAUCCAGGAGAAGGAAAGCGCGGCUGCUUGCGCAGCUCAGGCCCUUAGCCCGCCGGAGGAGGCAGCUGGGAAGGAGCAGGCGAGUGCCACUGGUUUUGAGUCGAGUGGCCAAGACUGUGUCUCCAUGCCGAUGUGUAUCCAGGAGAAGGAAAGCGCGGCUGCUGGCGCAGCUCAGGCCCUUAGCCCGCCGGAGGAGGCAGCUGGGAAGGAGCAGGCGAGUGCCACUGGUUUUGAGGCGAGUGGCCAAGACUGUGUCUCCAUGCCGAUGUGUAUCCAGGAGAAGGAAAGCGCGGCUGCUGGCGCAGCUCAGGCCCUUAGCCCGCCGGCGGAGGCAGCUGUGAAGGAGCAGGCGAGUGCCACUGGUUUUGAGUCGAGUGGCCAGGACUGUGUCUCCAUGCCGAUGUGUAUCCAGGAGAAGGAAAGCGCGGCUGCUGGCGCAGCUCAGGCCCUUAGCCCGCCGGAGGAGGCAGCUGCGAAGGAGCAGGCGAGUGCCACUGGUUUUGAGUCGAGUGGCCAGGACUGUGUCUCCAUGCCGAUGUGUAUCCAGGAGAAGGAAAGCGCGGCUGCUGGCGCAGCUCAGGCCCUUAGCCCGCCGGAGGAGGCAGCUGCGAAGGAGCAGGCGAGUGCCACUGGUUUUGAGUCGAGUGGCCAAGACUGUGUCUCCAUGCCGAUGUGUAUCCAGGAGAAGGAAAGCGCGGCUGCUGGCGCAGCUCAGGCCCUUAGCCCGCCGGAGGAGGCAGCUGGGAAGGAGCAGGCGAGUGCCACUGGUUUUGAGUCGAGUGGCCAAGACUGUGUCUCCAUGCCGAUGUGUAUCCAGGAGAAGGAAAGCGCGGCUGCUGGCGCAGCUCAGGCCCUUAGCGCGCCGGAGGAGGCAGCUGGGAAGGAGCAGGCAAGCGACACCGCCGACGCCGCAACCAAGGUGGAGGCUUCUGUGGAUCUCGGAGCCACAGACAUGGUCCAGGUGCAGGAAUCGGUAGCUGACCCUUCGGAGGAGCCUGAAGAGGACGAGUAUGACUGCGACGAGUUCGAGGCCGACGUCUCCGACGAGGAAGCGGGAAAGGAUGACCUGGAGCUGACCCAAACAUCUGCCGACACGGCCGCCAGAUCCCCGAGGUCCCCGCGCGGGUCGCGUGGGCCCAGCAAGUCGGAGGCCCCGGAGUCCCAGGCGACCGACAGACCUGGAGAGGGCUUCAAGGGCAACUCCGUGCCACCGGUUGUGGGCCUUCCACUGUCCCAGCCGGAGGCUGCAGCUCCCCCUGACUCACAGCGCAGUGUGUCCAGGAGCUUCAAGGACACUGGUGAGGUGUCGGACCACGAGAAGGAAAGCACGAGCGGAAACACAGUGGUAGCAAGCUUCGCCACCCCGUCGGCAUCGGCGACAUCCGCGCCCCCUUCGCUGCCGGUGAGUGCCAGGGACUCGUCCGCCCAAUCUUCCGCGCGUUGA